UGCUGUACUUCUCUUCCUAUCCUGGUCCUAUCCCCUCUGCUGACCAGCCUGCCUGCCUGCCUGCAAACUCCUCUUCCACGACUAAAACAACUAACGCAACUAUGUCGAGCAGAUCUAGGACAACCACCUCCUACAGCGUGAGGUCUUCCUCUGCCCCGAGGAACUUCAGCAGUCUUUCCUACUCUGCUCCCGGGGCUGGAGUUUCCCGCAAAAGUGUAUCCAUGAAUUACUCCAGUGGUGGCGGGAGAGGCUUUGGGGCAGGCAGCAUCGGUGGGGGUGGUGGCUACAUCUCCAGCUCCUCCGUUUAUGGCCUGGGCUCUGCCAUGGGUGGUGGUGGCGGCAUGGGUAUGGGCAUGGGCAUGGGCAUGGGUGGUGGUAUGGGCAUGUCGCAGGCCCCUAUCACUGCGGUAACUGUGAACAAGAGCCUCCUGGCCCCCUUGAACCUGGAGAUUGACCCCAACAUCCAGGCUGUCCGUACCCAGGAGAAGGAACAGAUCAAGAGCCUUAACAACCGCUUUGCUUCCUUCAUUGACAAGGUGCGCUUCUUGGAACAGCAGAACAAAAUGCUGGAGACAAAAUGGAACCUGCUGCAAGGACAGACCACCACCCGCUCCAACAUCGACGCCAUGUUUGAGGCCUACAUCACCAACCUGCGCAGACAGCUCGACAGCCUGGGCAACGACAAGAUGAAACUGGAGGCUGAUCUGCACAACAUGCAAGGCCUGGUGGAGGACUUCAAGAACAAGUAUGAAGACGAAAUCAACAAGCGCACAGAAUGUGAGAAUGACUUUGUCCUCAUCAAAAAGGAUGUUGAUGAGGCCUACAUGAAUAAGGUUGAGCUGGAGGCCAAGCUGGAGAGUCUGACAGACGAGAUCAACUUCCUCAGGUCUAUCUAUGAGGAGGAACUUCGUGAGCUUCAGAGUCAGAUCAAGGACACCUCCGUCAUUGUGGAGAUGGACAACAGCCGUCACCUGGACAUGGAUGCCAUCGUGGCUGAAGUCAGGGCUCAGUAUGAGGAUAUUGCAAACCGCACCCGCCAAGAGGCCGAGACAUGGUACAAGACCAAGUAUGAGGAGAUUCAGACAUCCGCCUCCAGAUACGGAGAAGAUCUGAGAACAACCAGAACAGAGAUCGCAGACCUGAACCGUAUGAUCCAGAGACUGACAUCAGAGAUCGAUGCUGUGAAGGGACAGCGUGCCAACAUGGAGGCCCAGAUCGCAGAGGCCGAGGAGCGUGGAGAGUUGGCAGUGAAGGACGCCAAGGGUCGCAUCAAGGACUUGGAAGAUGCCACCCAGAGAGCCAAGCAGGACAUGGCCCGACAGAUCAGAGAGUACCAGGACCUGAUGAACGUCAAACUGGCUUUGGACAUUGAGAUCGCCACCUACAGAAAGCUCCUGGAGGGAGAGGAGGACAGGCUGGCAAAUGGCAUCAAGGCUAUCAACAUCUCCCAACAGAGCACAAGCUACAGCGGCUACCCAAUGGAGUCCAUGAAGAGCAGCUACUCCAGUGGCUACUCCUCCGGCAUCUCCAGUGGGGGCUACUCCAGUGGGGGCUACUCCAGUGGGGGCUACUCCAGUGGGGGCUUCGGAGGAGGUUACGGAGGUGGCUUCAGCAGCGGCAGCGGCAGUGGCUACAGCAGUGCACAGAGCAAGAAGAACGUGGUCAUCAAGAUGAUCGAGACCCGCGAUGGCAAAGUGGUUUCCGAAUCCUCCGAGGUCAUCGAAGACUAAGCGCCCCCCUAAAGAGUACCCACGUCUGCUUAUUAGUUUUUAUACUUACAAUUCACCCCAGAUGUUGUAAUACCAGCCACUUCCAGUAGAGCUUGUUUUGUUCAUGAAGCAAUAAAUUCUAACACUACCAAAGACCUGAAAGGGACCAAAGAAUUUAUUUUGUAUGUGUUGUCUGAGUGUAUUGGGGAAAAAAUGGCAUAAAAUGGCACACUGAAAAAAAUAUCUAUAUGCAAAUGCCAUUCUUCUCACACAAAGAACCAUUCAAAUUCAAAAUGGUGCGCUAAGAGGACAUUGAAGGAAAAUGAAUGUAUUUCGGCAGUGGCAGUGUUGGGGUCAGCUAGUCUUAAGCACUUGUUACAGUUAGGUAGUGCAUGUCUUCCCUGAGCGUGUAACUGUUCAACCCUUUAAGGAGGCUGCCCACACCACACAGCUGUCCUGAGGUGCUGUUUUUGCUAUGAUCAUCAAAUAAAAGGUGUUUACUAAAA
Periophthalmus magnuspinnatus is the source of this 2215-nucleotide messenger RNA. It is a transcript of the gene krt8, whose product is annotated as keratin 8. Gene Ontology annotation, biological process: keratinization; intermediate filament organization. Lineage: Eukaryota; Metazoa; Chordata; Actinopteri; Gobiiformes; Gobiidae. The record is from RefSeq and is a predicted model, not a curated record. The transcript is spliced from 8 exons. Gene Ontology annotation, molecular function: structural constituent of skin epidermis. Bases 102 to 1730 code for a protein of 542 amino acids. Gene Ontology annotation, cellular component: keratin filament.